CCCACCAAAACGCUCGCGCUGGCCCUCCAACUUCCUCUCUCGCUUGACCACGCCCCCUCCUUCUCGGCCAAUCCCGACAUGGAGCCCAUCAAGGUCCAAUCAGAAGGCGGCCUGAACGUGACGCUGACCAUCCGGCUGCUCAUGCACGGGAAGGAGGUUGGGAGCAUCAUAGGAAAGAAAGGAGAGACGGUGAAGAAAAUGCGCGAAGAUAGCGGAGCCCGCAUCAACAUCUCGGAGGGGAACUGUCCCGAGCGGAUAGUGACCAUCACCGGGCCCACGGACGCCAUCUUCAAGGCCUUCGCCAUGAUCGCGUACAAGUUCGAGGAGGACAUCAUCAACUCCAUGAGCAACAGUCCAGCCACCAGUAAGCCCCCGGUCACCCUCCGGCUGGUGGUCCCGGCCAGUCAGUGCGGCUCGCUGAUCGGUAAAGGAGGCUCCAAAAUCAAGGAGAUGAGAGAGUCCACCGGCGCUCAGGUCCAGGUGGCAGGAGACAUGCUCCCAAACUCCACCGAGAGGGCCGUGACCAUCUCGGGGGCGCCGGAGGCCAUCAUCCAGUGUGUCAAACAGAUAUGUGUGGUGAUGCUGGAGUCCCCACCGAAAGGUGCCACCAUCCCUUACCGCCCCAAGCCUGCCUCCACCCCUGUCAUUUUUUCAGGUGGCCAGGUAAGAGCAGACCCUCUGGGGGCGUCCACAGCCAACCUCAGCCUCUUACUGCAGCACCAGCCACUGCCUGCUUACACCAUUCAAGGACAGUACGCCAUCCCACAUCCAGAUCAGUUGAGCAAGCUCCACCAGUUGGCUAUGCAGCAAACCCCCUUUACCCCCCUCGGACAGACCACCCCUGCCUUCCCCGCAGCAGGUCUGGAUGCCAGUAACCAGGCCAGUACUCAUGAACUCACCAUUCCCAAUGAUCUAAUAGGCUGCAUAAUCGGACGCCAGGGAACCAAAAUCAACGAGAUCCGUCAGAUGUCUGGGGCGCAGAUCAAAAUUGCUAACGCCAUGGAAGGGUCAUCGGAGCGCCAGAUCACCAUCACAGGGACCCCCGCCAACAUCAGCCUGGCCCAGUACCUCAUCAAUGCAAGGUUCAGAGACGUGGCGGCCAUGUGGAACGACCCAUCUUCCAUGACCACAUCCUGAGAUCCCUGCCUGGCUCCUCCGUUUGGCCCUCUCCAGUGACUGACCACCGCAGAC
Molecule: messenger RNA, 1191 nt
Organism: Salarias fasciatus (jewelled blenny)
Lineage: Eukaryota; Metazoa; Chordata; Actinopteri; Blenniiformes; Blenniidae
Product: poly(rC)-binding protein 3-like
Exons: 12
Coding region: 79-1137 (352 amino acids)
Molecular function (GO): RNA binding
Source: RefSeq, a predicted model, not a curated record